AUGGAUCGUCGACACGCCUCGCGGACGCCCCCACUCGGCCCUCCCAAGCCCAACAAGCCCUCCCGCGAGAGGAUCGAGGCCCCCGUCACCUUCAAGGCCUACCUCAUGUGUGCCUCUGCUGCCUUUGCCGGCGUGCUGUUCGGCUACGACUCGGGCUACAUCAGCUCCGUCCUGGGCAUGAACCAGUUCAAGCAGGACUACGGACAUCCCGUCCCCGCCAGCGAGCCCGACGACUUCCCCUACAACUACUACACCUGGCAGAAGUCACUCGUCGUCUCCAUCCUCUCCGCCGGAACCUUCGUCGGCGCCCUCGCCAGUGGAUACCUGGCCGAUCGCAUCGGUCGAAGGACGACCAUCAUCGGACCGGGAUGCGGCGUCUUCGUCGUCGGGGUCAUCAUCCAGCUCGCCACCAAGCACAUUGUCGGCCUGGCCGUGGGGAGAUUCGUCGCCGGGCUGGGAGUCGGCUGCGUCUGCGCCGUCAACAUCCUCUACAUGUCCGAGGUGGCUCCGCGCAAGGUACGAGGCGCCAUCGUCUCCGCCUACCAGUUCGCCAUCACCAUCGGCAUCAUGAUGGCCGCCUGCGUGGGCUACGCCACCCAGGACGGCACCACCUCCGCCGCAUAUCGCAUCCCCAUCGCCCUCCAACUCCUGUGGGCCCUCAUCCUGGGCGUCGCCCUCUUCUCCCUGCCCGAAUCCCCCCGAUACUGGGUCAAGCACAACCGGCUCGACAAGGCCGCGCGAGCGCUGGCGAGAGUCCGCGGCCAGUCGCCGCACUCCAGCUACAUCGAGGACGAGCUGGCCGAGAUCGUGGCCAACUGCGAGUACGAGCAGCAGACGGGCGCCGUCAGCUGGAAGGGCUGCUUCACGGGCGGCAUCCGCCACUCCAACAGCAACAUCCGCAAGAUCUUCAUCGGCACCGCGCUGCAGAUGUUCCAGCAGUGGACGGGCAUCAACUUCAUCUUCUACUACAACGUCACCUUCUUCCAGCAGGUCGGCCUCAGCAACCCCUUCCUCAUCUCCAUGGUCACCACCGUCGUCAACGUCGCCAGCACCCCCGUCGCCUUCUACACCAUCGAGAAGUUCGGCCGCCGCCGCAUCCUCAUCUUCGGCGCCGCCGCCAUGUGUCUCUGCGAGUUCAUCAUUGCCAUUGUCGGCGUCGCGGGCGGCGCCCACAGCCAUGCCUCCAAUUACGUCCUCAUCGUCUUUGUCUGCAUCUACAUCUUCUUCGCCUCGUCGUGGGGUCCUGCAGCUUGGUUAGUCACAAUCCCCCCCUCUCUCCAUCUCACUAGUUACUAACCCUCCUUCCCCCAAAUAGGGUCCUCAUCGGCGAAAUCUUCCAACUCCCCUGCGCCCAAGUGGGCGUCGCCCUCCACGGCCUCCAACUGGUUCUGAACUGCCUCAUCGGCCUCAUCACCCCUUCCUCGUCGACCCGGACAAGGGCGACCUCGGCGUCAAGGUCUUCUUCGUCUGGGGCUCCACCUGCGCCCUCUCCGCCGCUUUCGCCUACCUCUUCAUCCCCGAGACGAAGGGCCUCACCCUCGAGCAGGUCGAACGCAUGAUGGAGGAAGUCCCCGCGUAUACGAGUCGCCGGUGGAAGCCUGUCGAUCCUUUUGCCGGGGAGGGUUCCGGUGGUGCGGAGAGUCCGAGUCCGAUGGAGGGGGUAAGGCCGGUUAAGAUGGAGGAUUCUAUUGAGAUGCGGUGA
Molecule: messenger RNA, 1702 nt
Organism: Lecanosticta acicola
Lineage: Eukaryota; Fungi; Ascomycota; Dothideomycetes; Mycosphaerellales; Mycosphaerellaceae
Source: the annotation of a GenBank genome assembly